This is a messenger RNA of Impatiens glandulifera, 3154 nucleotides long. RefSeq lists its product as uncharacterized. Lineage: Eukaryota; Viridiplantae; Streptophyta; Magnoliopsida; Ericales; Balsaminaceae. The transcript is spliced from 4 exons. Bases 422 to 2938 code for a protein of 838 amino acids. The record is from RefSeq and is a predicted model, not a curated record.
CCAACAAUCGUCUUCGUUCAGUUCAAUAAUUUUCUCCCGACUUUCUCUCCCUCCUGCAAAACCUAGGUCUUCUCCUUCUUGAUGAUUCAGUAAUUGCAUUUCUAUCGUGAGAAAUCUUCUGUAGCUUAUGAUUUUCUAAUAUUUUCGGCUAUAUAAAGAAAUGAUGCAGACAAUUUAGGAGGCCAAAAAUGGUGAAAAAUCCCUAAUCUUUAGACACUCUAGAAAGAGAGAAUCGAGAGUAAGAGACCUCCAUUAAUUGAUCAUUUGCUUGUUGCUCUGUGUUGGAACCAGAAGAGGGGAAUCGGCUGUCUGAUUUUCCACUUCAGCUGAGGCUCGUUUCAUCACCUACUACAAAUAAAUUCAGGGUUGGUUGUCCGUUUGAUUCUCCUGAACGGGGAAGAUAGGUGUUGGUUAGAGGAUAAUGUGUAUAUUGUGUGUGAUUCAGAAGUGGUCUCGUCGAGUUGCUACCAUGCUCCCAUGGCUAGUAAUUCCUCUAAUUGGACUUUGGGCUCUGUCUCAGCUGUUGCCACCUGCCUUUCGGUUUGAAAUCACUUCCCCCAGGUUGGCUUGUGUAUUUGUGUUGUUGGUUACUCUAUUCUGGUAUGAGAUCCUUAUGCCACAGUUGUCAGCAUGGAGGGCACGAAGGAAUGCACGUCUCAGGGAAAGGAAGAGAUUUGAGGCCAUCGAAAUGCAGAAGCUUCGGAAGACUGCAACCCGGAGGUGCAGGAAUUGUUUGACUCCAUACCGAGACCAGAAUCCUGGUGGGGGGAGGUUUAUGUGUUCAUAUUGUGGUCAUAAUUCAAAAAGGCCCGUUUUAGAUCUCCCAGUACUGCCUGGUCUUGGUUUUUCAAAUUCUGGAAUAUUGAAAGAUUUAGUAGGCAAAGGUGGAAACAUCUUAAAUGGAAAGGCAUGGUCUGAUAAUAGUUUGACUUCUCGUCAAGAUUGGUUGGAGAAUGGUAAUUGGGUCAGUGGAAAGCUUAAUGGGAACAGUUAUGGGCAGAAGAACAGUGUUGAUUUUUUCAGCUGUGAUGAGGAUUGUAUGGCAGAAAAGUCUUAUUCUUGUGUGGUGAUAUUCUCCUGCAAGAUAACAUCAGUUUUGUUCUGGAGCAUCGGAUGGUUUUGGAGUAAGGUCUUUAGGGCUAGUUGGUCAAGAGAUGUUUCUUCAUCGGAUACAGAGGACAAGGGAUUGUUGGCAAGGCAAGGUGAAAAUGGGGAGAAUUUCCAAGAGAGUAGAGUAGAAAAGGCUCGUAGAAAAGCAGAAGAGAAAAGACAAGCUAGGGUAGAGAGAGAGUUAUUGGAGGAGGAGGAGAGAAAGCAAAAAGAGGAGGUUGCAAGGCUGGUGGAGGAACGCCGUAAACUUAGGGAUGAAAAGAUGGAAGUUGAGAAGGAUUGUAAGAAUGGGUUAACUAGUUCUACUGAAAAGAAUAUUAAGAAGGAAGCUGAGAAGAAACGACAGGAAAGAAAGAAGGAAAAAGACAAGGCUUCUAGUAAAAGCAGUUCUGAUGCAGAGGAAAUUGAAAAACGAGGUGGUAAGGAAAAUGAACGGAAGGGUGAUAAUGAUAAGCCGGAUUUACAUAGAUCUGGAGCAGAAAAUGGCAAAAAUUAUGGCACAGGAGUGUUAUAUGGGAAUAAGAUCACUACUAAUAGCGAUCAUGGCAGGGGGAAUGCUGGUUCACAUUACCUGGACAGAAUGAAGGGUACUAUUUUAUCCUCCUCCAAAGCUUUUGGUAGCAACGGUUUCUUCAGGAGGAGUGUUAACACUUCUCCCAUGGUUUCAAGAGAAAGCAAGUCGGGUGGGUUUGUAGAUCACAUUAACACAUCUACAAAUAGAAAUGAUCUUUCUCUACCUGGAAAACCAAAUAUCAUUGGUGAUGAUAAGAGCAGCAGUCAACCUGUACUCAUUGAACCACUACCAAUAGCAGCCCCAAAGAAAUCAUGGCAACAACUGUUUACCCGCUCAUCAGCUGUUCCUCCUCCUGUUUCAAAUGUUAUAAGCAGACCUAAUUCAAAGCCCCAGAUAGAAGUGCACAGCCCUCCCUUUUGUCAGACCACAUCGAUAACAUAUGAUAACCCCAUUAGCUUUGGAUUUCCAUCUCCCUUUACCUUGCCUACUGAAACCAUGUUUGCUGCUCGUGAUCUCUUACCUGAAGAAUCUGACAUUUUUGAAGAUCCAUGUUAUGUUCCAGACCCAGUAUCUCUACUUGGGCCUGUUUCAGAAUCACUGGAAAAUUUUCAGUUAGAUUUAGACACUGGGUUAAUUGGAUCAGAAAAGCUACGUUCUUUAAGGAGCAUAUCAUCUGCAAUAUCAGAAAUCAGUAGACCGUCUCCAAUUGAAAGAAGUUGUAAUUCUAAUCGAUCACCCAAGGCAGUAUCUAAUAAUGUCCAGGAGUUUCACAACUUCCCAGUUGAAGCUUCAAGCCAUUCAAAGGAACAGGGAACUUAUCAGAUGUGGAACACUUCUCCUCUGUUUCCUCAUGAACUCAAUAUACCAGGCAAGGAAGAUGUGAUGCAUCAACUUUUUGCACAUAAAACUACAGCGUCACUGUUUCCCAAUGAUAAGAGCACUAUUUCUGGCAUUCAUUCCCAUAACAACUUCCUUCACAGCCAAAAUGCUGGGACAUUUGGUACUUCGAUUUUUGGUCCAGCUGAUAUUCCGUGGGGGCAAAAAACAUUAAGUGGUUUGGAAAAUCAAUUUUCUGUGGAUAUAAGAGAGGAAGUUCCUCAAAAGGAAAUUAUGUGUGGGAGCAGCCCACCCAUUGGAUCUACUAGCCAUCCGCCCCAAUCCAAUUGUUGGACCAAGAAGGAAUGGGUUGAUGGUUCAAAAGAAGUAGUUGGAAAGUCAACAAUAGGAAGCCAACACCACCACCACCACCCUGUUGGAAGUCUGUUUUCUCCUCCAGAAGUAGGUUCACUAUGGUCGUCCUCUUCUUAUGGUUGAAAGAGAGAGGAGAGGGAUUAAUUGGGAAAAAGAGUAGCAUGUAUGAUCCCACAAUUAUUAUUGUGUGUAGAGGAAAACAAAAUGCCUCUGAUGGAAUAAUAAUAGUGGACUAUCAUCUUGGGUUCUGCAUAUCUUCUUUAUAAUAGGCAUGAUGAACAAGAUUACACGCAACUUGCUUCUCCUAAUAUAUAUCAGGUGACCAUGUUGUUUAAGUAU